AGUAUUAAAAAUACAUGUGAAAUGAAAUUUUUGUCGUUUAUUGCAUUUGUUUGGUAUUUGUUUGGUACAGCAAGAGUUACAGCUGUCAGCUGUCCUGAUUCAGAUUAUCAAUGUAUACAAAGUCAAGUUUGUAUACCUAAGAGUAAAACGUGUGACUCCAUUCAAGAUUGCUCAGAUGGCUCUGAUGAAAGUUUGAAUGCUGGAUGUGAGUCUCCAACAAGUAUUCCUUCAAACUUGCAUAUAAAAAACAUAACAUCAUCAAGUAUUACAGUAGAAUGGAAUGCUAUAAACGAUAUGCCUGAAGAUCGUAUAACAAGCUAUCAGUGUCAAAUAGUAACAACAAAUGGUGGAUUUUUGGAUAUAAAAACUGUUUCUCAGAGUAAUGGUUUAGUAAGUAUCACAUUUGUUGAUCUUCUUCCUGGGUACUUAUAUAAAUUUCGAGUGAGAGCUAUUAACCUUAGUGGCCCUGGGCAAUAUUCCGGUUUUAUCACUGCUACAACCAGCUCAGGAAUUCUUGGUGCAGUUACAAAUAUCCAAGUUACACCAGUUCUCUUUUUUGAAAACACAUCUGUACUGCUACAAUGGAAUCCUCCAACUCUACUUCUUGGAUAUACAACCAAGAGUUUAACAUACUAUUUGUCAUAUUGUGAACUGAAUGUAAUUACUGGGUGUACAAAUAUAUCCCUGAAUAGUAGCACACUACAAAUCAAAUUAAUGAAUUUGAAAUCCAAUAUUUUUUAUCAAUACACUAUUACUCCAAUUGCAGUUUAUACUGUUGGAGUUAAAGUUGGAGAGGCAUCAUCAAAUAUUUUUAAAACUGCUUUGACAGCAAUAUAUUUUGGAUCAUUGUCUUGUUGGAACACAAAAUCGUUUACUAAGUUAUUUUAUCAGAAGAUGUUAGGUCCAAUAUAUUACUAUACAAUUAGCAGAUUAAUAAAAUCUACUAUUAAUACUGAAAAAAUUCUUUGCGCAAAAUGGUCUAAUGUUUUAUUGAAUUGUAAUUUAUUUAUUUAUUUUAUAGCAUUGCCGAAAUCUGCACCAGUUAUUCAGCAGAUCGCAUCUGCAGGUCCAAACUCGAUUGUAAUUGUCUUUUCAGUGAUCAAUGACUUGUCUGAGAGAGUGCAGUCUUACUCGUUUAUUAACAUAAACACAAGUAUUGUGCAGACAGUAAAUGCCUUGAAUUUGCCACCUUCUGUCAAUACGCUUAACGUUACGUUUACAGGGCUGUCUACUGGUGUGUAUUACUUUUUCAAAGGAAAAGCAGUCAAUCCGUCAGGAGAUGGUCCUUACAGCUCGCCUUUGGGGUUCAUGUUGCCGGCAUCAGGUUUGGUUGUCACUGCUUUUAAUGUGACUGUCGCUCCAGUUACUCACUUUGAAAGCAAUUCAGUUAAAAUCUCUUGGUCACCUCCUCAAACUACAGGAGCAGCAGAUCCAUCCGCUUUUCAAUACCUUGUAUCUUAUUGCGAAUUGAACUUACCAGCGACAUGUGUGAACUCUACAAUGUCAUCUCAGCAAUUUGUAACGCUUACAAACUUGAAAAGUGCAACUUUCUACCAAUACACUGUCUAUCUGUUCAGUUCUGAAUUGUCUUCGACACAGUUUUUUACAUAUACAUACAAAACAGCAGAUAGGGACACUUGUCAAGUUGGUUACUUCACUUGUGUUUCAAACGGUCAGUGCAUCUUAAUGAAUAGAACUUGUAACUUGGUUCAAGACUGCUCAGACAACUCAGACGAACUUGUGUCAGCUGGUUGCGCAUUGCCGAAAUCUGCACCAGUUAUUCAGCAGAUCGCAUCUGCAGGUCCAAACUCGAUUGUAAUUGUCUUUUCAGUGAUCAAUGACUUGUCUGAGAGAGUGCAGUCUUACUCGUUUAUUAACAUAAACACAAGUAUUGUGCAGACAGUAAAUGCCUUGAAUUUGCCACCUUCUGUCAAUACGCUUAACGUUACGUUUACAGGGCUGUCUACUGGUGUGUAUUACUUUUUCAAAGGAAAAGCAGUCAAUCCGUCAGGAGAUGGUCCUUACAGCUCGCCUUUGGGGUUCAUGUUGCCGGCAUCAGGUUUGGUUGUCACUGCUUUUAAUGUGACUGUCGCUCCAGUUACUCACUUUGAAAGCAAUUCAGUUAAAAUCUCUUGGUCACCUCCUCAAACUACAGGAGCAGCAGAUCCAUCCGCUUUUCAAUACCUUGUAUCUUAUUGCGAAUUGAACUUACCAGCGACAUGUGUGAACUCUACAAUGUCAUCUCAGCAAUUUGUAACGCUUACAAACUUGAAAAGUGCAACUUUCUACCAAUACACUGUCUAUCUGUUCAGUUCUGAAUUGUCUUCGACACAGUUUUUUACAUAUACAUACAAAACAGCAGAUAGGGACACUUGUCAAGUUGGUUACUUCACUUGUGUUUCAAACGGUCAGUGCAUCUUAAUGAAUAGAACUUGUAACUUGGUUCAAGACUGCUCAGACAACUCAGACGAACUUGUGUCAGCUGGUUGCGCAUUGCCGAAAUCUGCACCAGUUAUUCAGCAGAUCGCAUCUGCAGGUCCAAACUCGAUUGUAAUUGUCUUUUCAGUGAUCAAUGACUUGUCUGAGAGAGUGCAGUCUUACUCGUUUAUUAACAUAAACACAAGUAUUGUGCAGACAGUAAAUGCCUUGAAUUUGCCACCUUCUGUCAAUACGCUUAACGUUACGUUUACAGGGCUGUCUACUGGUGUGUAUUACUUUUUCAAAGGAAAAGCAGUCAAUCCGUCAGGAGAUGGUCCUUACAGCUCGCCUUUGGGGUUCAUGUUGCCGGCAUCAGGUUUGGUUGUCACUGCUUUUAAUGUGACUGUCGCUCCAGUUACUCACUUUGAAAGCAAUUCAGUUAAAAUCUCUUGGUCACCUCCUCAAACUACAGGAGCAGCAGAUCCAUCCGCUUUUCAAUACCUUGUAUCUUAUUGCGAAUUGAACUUACCAGCGACAUGUGUGAACUCUACAAUGUCAUCUCAGCAAUUUGUAACGCUUACAAACUUGAAAAGUGCAACUUUCUACCAAUACACUGUCUAUCUGUUCAGUUCUGAAUUGUCUUCGACACAGUUUUUUACAUAUACAUACAAAACAGCAGAUAGGGACACUUGUCAAGUUGGUUACUUCACUUGUGUUUCAAACGGUCAGUGCAUCUUAAUGAAUAGAACUUGUAACUUGGUUCAAGACUGCUCAGACAACUCAGACGAACUUGUGUCAGCUGGUUGCGCAUUGCCGAAAUCUGCACCAGUUAUUCAGCAGAUCGCAUCUGCAGGUCCAAACUCGAUUGUAAUUGUCUUUUCAGUGAUCAAUGACUUGUCUGAGAGAGUGCAGUCUUACUCGUUUAUUAACAUAAACACAAGUAUUGUGCAGACAGUAAAUGCCUUGAAUUUGCCACCUUCUGUCAAUACGCUUAACGUUACGUUUACAGGGCUGUCUACUGGUGUGUAUUACUUUUUCAAAGGAAAAGCAGUCAAUCCGUCAGGAGAUGGUCCUUACAGCUCGCCUUUGGGGUUCAUGUUGCCGGCAUCAGGUUUGGUUGUCACUGCUUUUAAUGUGACUGUCGCUCCAGUUACUCACUUUGAAAGCAAUUCAGUUAAAAUCUCUUGGUCACCUCCUCAAACUACAGGAGCAGCAGAUCCAUCCGCUUUUCAAUACCUUGUAUCUUAUUGCGAAUUGAACUUACCAGCGACAUGUGUGAACUCUACAAUGUCAUCUCAGCAAUUUGUAACGCUUACAAACUUGAAAAGUGCAACUUUCUACCAAUACACUGUCUAUCUGUUCAGUUCUGAAUUGUCUUCGACACAGUUUUUUACAUAUACAUACAAAACAGCAGAUAGGGACACUUGUCAAGUUGGUUACUUCACUUGUGUUUCAAACGGUCAGUGCAUCUUAAUGAAUAGAACUUGUAACUUGGUUCAAGACUGCUCAGACAACUCAGACGAACUUGUGUCAGCUGGUUGCGCAUUGCCGAAAUCUGCACCAGUUAUUCAGCAGAUCGCAUCUGCAGGUCCAAACUCGAUUGUAAUUGUCUUUUCAGUGAUCAAUGACUUGUCUGAGAGAGUGCAGUCUUACUCGUUUAUUAACAUAAACACAAGUAUUGUGCAGACAGUAAAUGCCUUGAAUUUGCCACCUUCUGUCAAUACGCUUAACGUUACGUUUACAGGGCUGUCUACUGGUGUGUAUUACUUUUUCAAAGGAAAAGCAGUCAAUCCGUCAGGAGAUGGUCCUUACAGCUCGCCUUUGGGGUUCAUGUUGCCGGCAUCAGGUUUGGUUGUCACUGCUUUUAAUGUGACUGUCGCUCCAGUUACUCACUUUGAAAGCAAUUCAGUUAAAAUCUCUUGGUCACCUCCUCAAACUACAGGAGCAGCAGAUCCAUCCGCUUUUCAAUACCUUGUAUCUUAUUGCGAAUUGAACUUACCAGCGACAUGUGUGAACUCUACAAUGUCAUCUCAGCAAUUUGUAACGCUUACAAACUUGAAAAGUGCAACUUUCUACCAAUACACUGUCUAUCUGUUCAGUUCUGAAUUGUCUUCGACACAGUUUUUUACAUAUACAUACAAAACAGCAGAUAGGGACACUUGUCAAGUUGGUUACUUCACUUGUGUUUCAAACGGUCAGUGCAUCUUAAUGAAUAGAACUUGUAACUUGGUUCAAGACUGCUCAGACAACUCAGACGAACUUGUGUCAGCUGGUUGCGCAUUGCCGAAAUCUGCACCAGUUAUUCAGCAGAUCGCAUCUGCAGGUCCAAACUCGAUUGUAAUUGUCUUUUCAGUGAUCAAUGACUUGUCUGAGAGAGUGCAGUCUUACUCGUUUAUUAACAUAAACACAAGUAUUGUGCAGACAGUAAAUGCCUUGAAUUUGCCACCUUCUGUCAAUACGCUUAACGUUACCUUUACAGGGCUGUCUACUGGUGUGUAUUACUUUUUCAAAGGAAAAGCAGUCAAUCCGUCAGGAGAUGGUCCUUACAGCUCGCCUUUGGGGUUCAUGUUGCCGGCAUCAGGUUUGGUUGUCACUGCUUUUAAUGUGACUGUCGCUCCAGUUACUCACUUUGAAAGCAAUUCAGUUAAAAUCUCUUGGUCACCUCCUCAAACUACAGGAGCAGCAGAUCCAUCCGCUUUUCAAUACCUUGUAUCUUAUUGCGAAUUGAACUUACCAGCGACAUGUGUGAACUCUACAAUGUCAUCUCAGCAAUUUGUAACGCUUACAAACUUGAAAAGUGCAACUUUCUACCAAUACACUGUCUAUCUGUUCAGUUCUGAAUUGUCUUCGACACAGUUUUUUACAUAUACAUACAAAACAGCAGAUAGGGACACUUGUCAAGUUGGUUACUUCACUUGUGUUUCAAACGGUCAGUGCAUCUUAAUGAAUAGAACUUGUAACUUGGUUCAAGACUGCUCAGACAACUCAGACGAACUUGUGUCAGCUGGUUGCGCAUUGCCGAAAUCUGCACCAGUUAUUCAGCAGAUCGCAUCUGCAGGUCCAAACUCGAUUGUAAUUGUCUUUUCAGUGAUCAAUGACUUGUCUGAGAGAGUGCAGUCUUACUCGUUUAUUAACAUAAACACAAGUAUUGUGCAGACAGUAAAUGCCUUGAAUUUGCCACCUUCUGUCAAUACGCUUAACGUUACCUUUACAGGGCUGUCUACUGGUGUGUAUUACUUUUUCAAAGGAAAAGCAGUCAAUCCGUCAGGAGAUGGUCCUUACAGCUCGCCUUUGGGGUUCAUGUUGCCGGCAUCAGGUUUGGUUGUCACUGCUUUUAAUGUGACUGUCGCUCCAGUUACUCACUUUGAAAGCAAUUCAGUUAAAAUCUCUUGGUCACCUCCUCAAACUACAGGAGCAGCAGAUCCAUCCGCUUUUCAAUACCUUGUAUCUUAUUGCGAAUUGAACUUACCAGCGACAUGUGUGAACUCUACAAUGUCAUCUCAGCAAUUUGUAACGCUUACAAACUUGAAAAGUGCAACUUUCUACCAAUACACUGUCUAUCUGUUCAGUUCUGAAUUGUCUUCGACACAGUUUUUUACAUAUACAUACAAAACAGCAGAUAGGGACACUUGUCAAGUUGGUUACUUCACUUGUGUUUCAAACGGUCAGUGCAUCUUAAUGAAUAGAACUUGUAACUUGGUUCAAGACUGCUCAGACAACUCAGAUGAACUUGUGUCAGCUGGUUGCGCAUUGCCGAAAUCUGCACCAGUUAUUCAGCAGAUCGCAUCUGCAGGUCCAAACUCGAUUGUAAUUGUCUUUUCAGUGAUCAAUGACUUGUCUGAGAGAGUGCAGUCUUACUCGUUUAUUAACAUAAACACAAGUAUUGUGCAGACAGUAAAUGCCUUGAAUUUGCCACCUUCUGUCAAUACGCUUAACGUUACGUUUACAGGGCUGUCUACUGGUGUGUAUUACUUUUUCAAAGGAAAAGCAGUCAAUCCGUCAGGAGAUGGUCCUUACAGCUCGCCUUUGGGGUUCAUGUUGCCGGCAUCAGGUUUGGUUGUCACUGCUUUUAAUGUGACUGUCGCUCCAGUUACUCACUUUGAAAGCAAUUCAGUUAAAAUCUCUUGGUCACCUCCUCAAACUACAGGAGCAGCAGAUCCAUCCGCUUUUCAAUACCUUGUAUCUUAUUGCGAAUUGAACUUACCAGCGACAUGUGUGAACUCUACAAUGUCAUCUCAGCAAUUUGUAACGCUUACAAACUUGAAAAGUGCAACUUUCUACCAAUACACUGUCUAUCUGUUCAGUUCUGAAUUGUCUUCGACACAGUUUUUUACAUAUACAUACAAAACAGCAGAUAGGGACACUUGUCAAGAUGGCUUUUUUACAUGUGUUGCAAAUGGUCAGUGCAUUUUAAAGAAUAAAACAUGUAACUCGGUUCAGGACUGCAUAGACAACACAGAUGAACUUCUUACAGCUGGUUGUGUUGUUCCUGUUAAUACCCCAUCAAAUCUACGCAUCAUAAAUACCACUUGGACAAGUAUAACAACAGCAUGGGAUGUAAUCAACAUUUCACAGGAUAGGAUAACAAACUAUGAGUGUCAAUUGGUUGGAGCUGAACUUGUUAAAAGUAUUAUACAGGACAGUGGUGAUAACAGACCUAAAGAGGCAAUUUUCAUUGGACUUAAUCCAGAUUCUUCGUACAUUCUCAGAGUAAGAGCGUUAAAUCCUAGUGGUCCUGGACCAUGGUCUAGUAAUAUGACUGUAAAUACAAUGGCAGGUGCAAUAGGAAAAGCAUCUAAUGUAAAAGCUACACCGACACUUUUUUCUGAGCAGUCUUCAUUUAUACUGUCAUGGUUCCCUCCUAUUAUACUUGUUGGUUAUAAUGCUAGCAGUUUGAGUUAUGUUGCAACAUAUUGUGAAUUAAAUAUUCCUACUACUUGCCAAAAUAUUUCUUUAAACAGCAACACAUUGCAAGUGCAGGUAACAGGUUUAAAAUCUAAUAGUUUUUAUCAGUACUCAUUGAUAGCUUUUGCCACAACAUCUUCAAAAGUUGGUGAUUUGACAGAAGGCACAUUCAAGACUUCAGUUCAAAACACUUGCAAUCCAGCAACACAAUUCACUUGUACUCAAGACAUGAGUUGUGUAAGCAAAGACCAUUUGUGUAAUGGGAUGUUCGAUUGUCCAGACAAAUCUGAUGAAUCUCUUUUAGCAGCUUGUUCUUUACCUAAGUCUGCACCAGAAGUUAAGGGCUCCUUUAUUUUUGAUUCAAAUACAAUUGGCAUUGUUUUCUCAGUAAUUAAAGACCCUGUUCAGAGAAUACAGUAUUAUUCAUUUGUUAACAUUAAUACUCGAGUUGUCAAAGUUGUUGAUGCAAGAAAUUUGCAACCUUCAGUUGAAACAUUGAGUGUUAACUUUACAGGGUUGUCUCCUGGUGUGUUUUACUAUUUUAAAGGAAAAGCAAUUAAUCCGUCAGGGGAUGGUCCUUACAGCAGCUCUUAUGGUGCUAUGUUGCAGAGUUCAGAUUUAUAUGGACCUAUUGUUGAUGUAUUCAAUGCUACUGUUGAACCAGUUGUUAACUUUGAAAGCAGUGCUGUAAAAGUAUCUUGGUUAACACAAGCAAUAGGUGGAGAAGAUCCAUCUACCUUUCAAUACCUUGUAUCUUAUUGUGAGCUAAAUUUUACAAACUGCGUUAAUUCAACUUUGUCAUCGCAGCUGUCUGCAAACCUUACUAAUUUGAAAUCAUCAACUGUUUAUCAAUAUUCUAUUUAUGUUUUUUAUUCUCAAAUCUUUUUGGGAAAAUAUGCUACAAGUACAUUUAAAACAGCAGGACCAAUUGUCGGUGUUUUCAAUGCAUCUGUUAUGCCAGUUAUGUACUUUGAAAGCACUGCAGUGAAUAUAUCCUGGUUACUUCCAAAGACUGUAAGUGGAGUAGAUCCAUCAACUUUUCAAUACCUUGUAUCAUAUUGUGAGCUAAAUUCCACCAACAUUACCUGUGUGAAUUCAACUUUGUCACCACAGCUAUCUUUAAAUCUUAACAAUUUGAAAGCAUCUGCUUUUUAUCAGUAUUCUGUUUAUGUUUUUUAUUCUGGAAUAUCUUUGGGAAAACUUAUCACAAGCACGUUCAAAACAGCAGAACCAAUUAUCAGUGAUUUUAAUUCUACUGUUGUACCAAUAAUGUUUUUUGAAAGCAGUGCAGUUAAUAUAUCUUGGUCACAUCCACAAACUUUAGGUGGAGUAAACGCAUUCAGUUUCCAAUAUCUUGUAGUAUAUUGUGAGAAUUCCACAAAUAUCACUUGUGUGAAUUCCACUUUGUUAUCACAGCUUUUUGUAAAUCUUACCAAUUUAAAACCUUCAACCGUUUAUCAAUAUUAUAUUUAUGUGUAUUAUUCUCAAAAUCGUUUGGGAAAGUUUGUAGCAGGUACUUUCAAAACAGCAAAUAAAGAUCUUGGUAAAUCAGACAAAACAAGUGGAUGGACACCUGCUCAGAAAGCAGCUUUUAGUAUAGGGAUCAUUAUAAUAGUAAGCGUUAUUGUGGGUGUCUCAGUAUAUUUAUACAAAAGGUCGAGAUCCGAUAAAGGAAUCAUUAACGAUCCAGAUAACAUUGAAAUGUCGUAACAAUGACUGAACCUAUGAAGUAUAUGUUUUGAUGUUCUUUUCUGUAAAUAUAUAUUUUAGAUACUUGUAGUAUUUUAAAAUUGAAUUAUUGUUUAAAAACGA
Messenger RNA from Hydra vulgaris (swiftwater hydra), 9135 nucleotides. The record is from RefSeq and is a predicted model, not a curated record. Lineage: Eukaryota; Metazoa; Cnidaria; Hydrozoa; Anthoathecata; Hydridae.